Elephantulus edwardii (Cape elephant shrew) is the source of this 408-nucleotide messenger RNA. Its product is annotated as 28S ribosomal protein S16, mitochondrial-like. The coding region runs from base 1 to 408 and encodes 135 amino acids. Gene Ontology annotation, cellular component: mitochondrial small ribosomal subunit; ribosome. Lineage: Eukaryota; Metazoa; Chordata; Mammalia; Macroscelidea; Macroscelididae. Gene Ontology annotation, molecular function: structural constituent of ribosome. Gene Ontology annotation, biological process: mitochondrial translation. The record is from RefSeq and is a predicted model, not a curated record. The transcript has 3 exons.
AUGGUUCACCUCUCGACCUUCCUCUGCAAGUCCUACCAUGGAGGCCAUCUAACCAUCCGCCUCGCCCUGAGUGGCUGUACCAACCGACCCUUCUACCGUAUUGUGGUUGCUUUCAAUAAGUAUGCCAGGGAUGGCCGCUUCGUGGAGCAGCUGGGCUCCUAUGAUCCGUUGCCCAACACGCAUGGAGAGAAGAUUGUGGCCCUCAACCUGGAGAGGAUACAACAUUGGCUUGGCUGCGGCGCUCACCUCACUAAGCCCAUGGAAAAGCUGCUGGGUCUUUCUGGCUUUUUCCCUCUGCAUCCCAUGAUGAUCACUAAAGCUGAGAGACUGCGGAGGAAACGGGCACGUGAAGCUCUCUUAGCUACUCAGAAGACAGAUACAGAGGCUGCUGAAAGAGAAGCAGACUGA